This is a messenger RNA of Cornus florida, 1320 nucleotides long. RefSeq names its product disease resistance protein RPV1-like. Lineage: Eukaryota; Viridiplantae; Streptophyta; Magnoliopsida; Cornales; Cornaceae. The record is from RefSeq and is a predicted model, not a curated record. The transcript has 3 exons. Bases 1 to 1320 code for a protein of 439 amino acids. Gene Ontology annotation, molecular function: ADP binding. Gene Ontology annotation, biological process: signal transduction; defense response.
AUGGCAGCUUCCUGUAUUUACGACGUGUUCCUGUCUUUCAGCGGUAUUGAUACCCGUAAGAAAUUCACGGCCCAUCUCUUGGCCGCUCUGGAUCGGCAUGGUUUUUACACAUUUAGAGAUGACACUAAACUCAAAAGAGGAGAAGAAAUUGGUCCCGGAUUGCUAAAAGCAAUCGAGCAAUCUAAGGUUUCUAUUAUAAUAUUCUCCGAAAACUACGCAGCCUCAAGAUGGUGCCUUGAUGAGCUUGUGACGAUCAUGGAUUGCAAGAGGACACUCAAUCAGAUUGUUAUUCCUAUCUUUUAUGACGUGCAACCCUCCGAAGUUCGGUCACCGAUGGGUUGUUAUGCAAAAGCAUUUGCCAAUCACGAAAAGCAGUUCGAGGAAACGGUGAAGAUUUGGAGGUGUGAGUCAACCUUUAUUGAGAUUGUUGUUGGAGUAGUCGCAAAGAAAUUAAAUCCUACAUGGCUUAGUGUUGCAGACUAUCCGGUUGGAAUAGAAUAUCGGGUUGAAAAACUGAAUUACUUUCUACAUUUGGAUUCAAUGGAUUCAAAUAGUGAUGUUAGGAUUGUUGCCAUAUGGGGAAUUGGUGGAAUAGGCAAGACAACAAUUGCUAAAGCAUUGUAUAAUGACAUACACAAGAAGUUUGAAAGCAGUAGCUUUCUUGCAAAUGUUGGACAAACUUCGAUGCAGCCCAACGGUCUUGUUGAAUUACAAGAAAAGCUUCUUUGUGAUAUCCUCCUAAUGGAUGGCAAUCAGAGAAUAAGAAGCCAGGAUUGUGGAAUUGAGAUCAUAAUAACAACCAGAGAUUUGUCUUCAAUAAGUUCGCUUGAAGUGGAUGAGGUAUAUAUACCCGAAGAGUUGAAUAACGAGGAAUCUCUUCGACUCUUUAGUUGGCAUGCCUUUAAGAGAUACCGUCCUCUACAAGACUAUGAGAUCCUCUCUGAGAAAGUAGUAAGCUAUGCUAAAGGGCUUCCUUUAGUUCUUGAAAUUUUAGGUGCCUCUUUGUUGAACAGGACCAUAGCUGAAUGGAAAAGUGAAUUGAAGAAGUUGAGAAAGAUUCCUCAUACGGAUGUUCAAAGAAAACUUUCGUUGAGCGUCAAUUCACUUGAUGAUGAACAAAAGGGUUUAUUCCUUGAUAUCGCAUGCUUUUUUGUUGGAAUGGACAAAGAUUUUCCGAUCAAAAUACUAGAAGGUUGCGGUUUCUUCCCAGAAUCUGGAAUUGGGGUUCUAUCUCGUCGUGGUCUUGUGAGCAUUGAUGUGCUUAACCGGCUGACAAUGCAUGAUCUGAUUCAAGACAUGGCUAGAGAGAUCGUCCGCUAA